ACGAAUUGCAUGAUGACACAGAAACAAAACCCAUCUUCCGACGUCGUACAGUUCCCAUAAUUCAUAGAGGCAACAUGGCUGAUACCAGAGAAAAGGGACUUCAAGAUUACAGGAAAAGAUUACUUGAACAUAAAGAGAUUGACGGACGUUUAAAAGAGUUGAGGGAACAGCUCAAGGAACAGACAAAACAAUAUGAAAAAUCUGAAAAUGACCUGAAAGCCUUACAAAGUGUUGGUCAGAUUGUGGGUGAAGUGCUCAAACAGCUGACGGAGGAGAAAUUCAUUGUCAAGGCAACCAAUGGACCCCGCUAUGUUGUUGGCUGCCGCAGACAACUGGAUAAAUCACAGCUCAAACCAGGCACUAGAGUGGCCCUGGACAUGACCACCCUCACCAUUAUGAGGUAUCUGCCCAGAGAAGUCGACCCCCUGGUGUACAACAUGUCCCAUGAAGACCCUGGCAGUAUCUCCUACUCAGAGAUCGGUGGCUUGGCCGAGCAGAUCCGUGAACUGAGAGAGGUGAUUGAGCUGCCCCUGACCAACCCUGAGCUUUUCCUGAGGGUGGGGAUUAUCCCUCCAAAGGGCUGCCUGCUCUACGGACCUCCAGGCACGGGAAAGACCCUUCUGGCAAGAGCUGUAGCCAGUCAGAUGGACUGUAACUUCCUCAAGGUUGUGUCCAGCUCCAUUGUGGAUAAGUACAUUGGAGAGAGCGCCAGGCUCAUCAGGGAGAUGUUCAACUAUGCCAGGGACCACCAGCCCUGCAUCAUCUUCAUGGACGAGAUCGACGCCAUCGGUGGCCGAAGGUUCUCAGAGGGCACGUCAGCUGACAGAGAGAUCCAGAGGACCCUGAUGGAGCUGCUGAACCAAAUGGACGGCUUUGACACCCUGCACAGAGUCAAGAUGAUCAUGGCCACCAACCGGCCUGACACUCUGGACCCUGCACUGCUGCGUCCUGGCAGACUGGACCGCAAGAUCCACAUUGAGCUGCCCAAUGAACAGGCCCGCUUGGACAUCCUGAAGAUCCACUCUGGCCCCAUCACCAAACAUGGAGAAAUAGAUUACGAAGCGAUCGUGAAGCUUUCAGAUGGCUUCAACGGAGCCGAUUUGAGAAACGUGUGCACUGAAGCAGGUAUGUUUGCGAUCCGUACCGAUCACGAGUACGUCACUCAAGAGGAUUUCAUGAAGGCGGUUCGCAAGGUUGCCGACUCAAAGAAGCUUGAAUCCAAACUGGACUACAAGCCCAUAUAAAUGCCUAUAUCAGUAUUCCUAUAUGUGAAAAUGGAAAGUAGAUGAGAAAGAGAGGCUGGGAUGGGGUUUGCUUUUGCGGUUUAACUUUUUGUGUGAUGCAGAAAAGCUUCUUGGGGGUGGUGUCUGUUCUAAUUAGUGUACCAUUUAUAUACAGAGUUGCCAAGAAGUGACCUCAAAACAGUUAUAGAUAUUGGAAAUGGAUACAUUAAUGUCUCUGUCCCCAGUCCAUAGUGUGAAAUUUAUGCCCACUGGCCCAGUAUUUUGGGUUAUAUUAACAAAACAAAUAUUCUUGCCAUUGGAGCACCUGUAUCUGUAAAAUCAAAGGAAUAUGUCACAUUAAAACAUUGAUAUUUCA
This is a messenger RNA of Oncorhynchus keta (chum salmon), 1599 nucleotides long. It is a transcript of the gene psmc6, whose product is annotated as proteasome 26S subunit, ATPase 6. Lineage: Eukaryota; Metazoa; Chordata; Actinopteri; Salmoniformes; Salmonidae. The coding region runs from base 75 to 1244 and encodes 389 amino acids. The record is from RefSeq and is a predicted model, not a curated record. Gene Ontology annotation, molecular function: proteasome-activating activity; ATP binding; ATP hydrolysis activity. Gene Ontology annotation, biological process: positive regulation of RNA polymerase II transcription preinitiation complex assembly. The transcript is spliced from 14 exons. Gene Ontology annotation, cellular component: cytosolic proteasome complex; proteasome regulatory particle, base subcomplex.